Messenger RNA from Arabidopsis lyrata subsp. lyrata, 1596 nucleotides. Its product is annotated as kinase-interacting family protein. The transcript has 2 exons. Gene Ontology annotation, molecular function: actin binding. Lineage: Eukaryota; Viridiplantae; Streptophyta; Magnoliopsida; Brassicales; Brassicaceae. The record is from RefSeq and is a predicted model, not a curated record. Bases 341 to 1411 code for a protein of 356 amino acids.
CGUUUUUAUUUAUUUAUAUUAAAUUAUUUCGAUCAAUAAUUGACAAUUUGACACUAGUUUAUGGCCUAUUCUGGAUAUAAAUUGUCAGAAUCUAAAAACGUAACGGCUUUGAUUUAUUAAGCCCAACAAAAAAUGGGCCGACACUUCCAAGCCCAGGUACUUAAGCCACGUGUUAAAAUCUGAGUGGAACAAAAUCAAAUGCUUGUAGCUUUGGCGGAUUUUGCCUGUUAUAUGCUCUGCACUGAUACAACUGAACAAACGUGUCAGCUAUCUUCUCUCCCUCUCUUUCACUAUUUCUGGGUUUGUAUCUUUUUCCCACUCCAAUCCUUCACUAAUCUCGAUGAUCAAAAAUAUCCAUUUAUUAUCUUCUUGGAAAAGCCAUCAAUGUCUUGAUCUAUGCAUUAUUCUCAUUUUCCCUUUACAAAAAUCACUAACUAAAACAAGUAUAAUAUUUUUCAGGAUGAAGAACAAAGCAUCCAUGGACGCUACUCAUCCUCCACCGCAGUUGCCAUCUCUCUCUGACCUUGAAGCUCGGAUGCAAAUCCUGCGCGAGUCUGGUUUUGAAGAAAGCCAAGGAGAUGAUGAUACAUUUGGUCAACGAGCUGAAUGGUUUUACCAGAGACGACCUCUGCUUCUCAAGCUUUGUCUUGACCUGUACAACGGCUACAUCACUCUCUUGGGUCGUUCUUCUCAUCAGACCAGACUUAAACCCACAACUUCUAUUCCCAACCAGCUUCUCCAAGAUGAUGAUGACUGCAUUUCAGACCUUGAUUCCGUUAGUGAGAUCAGUUCCGAAGUCGAAAGCACCUUAUCCUUUCAACAGAUGCAAGAUUCUGCUGCGGUUUCAGAGAAAGUUGAGGAGCUGGUAUCCCAACUUGUGACAGCAAGCUUGGACAAAGAGAUACUGAAACACGAGUUACUUCACAAGGAGCAACAGUUUCAUGAAGCCUCCAAGACUAUAGAGCUGUUGAAGAAGUUUGUCAUGUUGCUGGAGAUGGAGAAAGAAGUGGCUGUGGAGGAAAACGCUAAUCUUGGCUACAAACUCACUUCUCUUUUGGAGGAGAACAGAGAGCUAGCGACUGAGGCGUUGUUCAUGAAGAAUGAGGCUGUUGGGCUCGCUAGGUGUGUGCUUAAGAUGAGAGAUGAUCAUUUUCACAAGGUCUGCAUUCUCCAGAACCGCAUCUACUCACUUCAGGCAUCCAGGAACUCAGAGCCUGUCUCUGAUAAGGUCUCAUCCGGAUGCUUUGGCCUGAAUAAGCAUAAGACCAAAAAGAAGAAGGAGAACAAAACCGAAGAGAAGACUGGAUUCAAGUGGUUGAAGAAGCUGAACAACAUUAACCUGUUUACAAAGCGCAGCCUUAACCCAUCAGCUGCUGCUCCUUCAUGCUGCACUUUCGACAUGCCUAAUUAGCUUAAUCCUUUGGUGUACUAGUAAACUAAGAACAAUGCAUACAUGACUAUGUAUGUUCUAUUGCCUUAUUAGGUUUCAUGCUUUUCAGUGCAUCGCCCUGAUGCACAGUUUGUUGUAUCCUGCAAACAAUCUGUGACUCCUCGAUUUACAGAUGUAUGGUUUUCAUGACUUACUUAUCUAGUAAA